Messenger RNA from Cyphellophora europaea CBS 101466, 288 nucleotides. RefSeq lists its product as uncharacterized. Lineage: Eukaryota; Fungi; Ascomycota; Eurotiomycetes; Chaetothyriales; Cyphellophoraceae. The record is from RefSeq and is a predicted model, not a curated record. The transcript is spliced from 2 exons. Bases 1 to 288 code for a protein of 95 amino acids.
AUGGUGCAGGCGAAGGCGAGAAUGCUCCGAGGAGGCAUGAUGUUGCACGACGGUCCUGCACAACAAGGUAGAGAUGAGACAUUUAAGAGUUUCAGGUCGUGGCAGUUCAACGAGCCGUGGGUUGGAGAGCAUAUCGAUGAGCUGCCGGCUAGUGUUAUUGCGUCCAACUACAUGGCAUGGCAAAAUGGGCACGAUGCUGCCCUCUAUGCCAACCAUAUGCUGGAUCCAAUGUCCAGUGCUGCGUCAGCAGAGGCGGUCUACGACGUUACCAAUGGCGGGAAUAGUUGA